Molecule: messenger RNA, 3047 nt
Organism: Diatraea saccharalis (sugarcane borer)
Lineage: Eukaryota; Metazoa; Arthropoda; Insecta; Lepidoptera; Crambidae
Source: the annotation of a GenBank genome assembly
UUUUUUAAGUUUACAGAUAGCUGUACGUAAUGUACAAGUAUUAUCAACAAAUUACGACAUACACUUAUUACUAUACAAGGUUACCAGCAAAAAGUAAAUAACAGUAAUUAUUUCGUCAUAAAGAAGAAAAAAAUGAAGCAUAAUGUGUUACGUUGAAUGAGCGCACUUGAAUUUAGUUAUUUGAAUUAAAAAAUAAACUUUAGUUUGUUUUAUGAGAUGUCUACGUUAAGUAAUAUUAUUGAAAAUGAGGAUAUGGAAAAGAUAUUGUCAGAAUUCACAAGACUUGAGGAUCAGUGUUAUUUAGAAAAUGCUGGAUCAUCUUUAUACCCAGAAAGCUUGAUAUACCAAGUGAAUCAAGACCUACUUAGAAAUGUCUAUAUGAACCCUCAUUCAGAUAAAUACACAAAAGAUUGUGUAGAUCAUAUCAGAUCAUCAAUAUUGAGGUUCUAUAAUACUGACUCCUCAAAGUACUCUGUUAUCUUUACAUCAGGGACCACACAAUCAUUAAAAUUAGUUGUAGAAUCAUUUCAGUUUGCUUAUGAUCAGAAUGAAGUUCAAAAUUGUGGUUCUUUUGUAUAUCUAAGAGAUAAUCAUACCUCUGUACUUGGUUUGAGAGAGAUUGCUUCAGAUAAGAAUGCUGACAUUAUCCAUAUUAGCCAUGAUGAUUUCCUUAAUGCAUUGAAUUUAUCACAUUCUACUUCAAACUUGUCUAUGAAGGGAAGGAAUAAUCGUGGUGGCAAUUCGUUACUGGUGUACCCUGCCCAAAGUAACUUUAAUGGAUACAAAUAUCCAAUAAACUGUACAGAAAAGAUAAAAGAGGGAUGUCUAGAUAAUUAUGUAAAAAAAAACUUGUGUAAAAUUAAUUGUGAUUGGUAUGUUUUAUUGGAUGCCGCCUCAUAUUUGUCGACAAAUAAAUUAGAUUUGUCGAAAUGCCAACCUGAUUUUGUUGCACUCUCCUUUUACAAAAUAUUUGGGUAUCCAACAGGAUUAGGGGCUUUAUUGGUUAAAAAUAGUAGUAAUGAAGUUUUAUCUGAGAAAAGAUACUUUGGAGGUGGUACUGUUGAUAUUGUCCUUAGCAAUGAAGAUUAUCAUAUGAAGAGAGAAUUAUUUCAUGAAAGGUUUGAAGAUGGUACAAUACCAUUUCUGUCUAUAAUUGCUCUGAAACAUUGUUUUGAUGUAAUUAAUGGAUUAAUCCCAAAAGUUAUCAAUAAUGAUCUUAUGGAUACAAUAUCAUAUCACACUUACUUCUUAGCUAAAGAUCUGUAUCUCCAACUAGAUCUACUGUAUCAUAGAAAUGGUCAAAAAGCUGUAGUAUUUUACACAGAUUCAGAGUUUGAUGAUAUUAAUAAGCAAGGUGCUAUUGUUACUUUUAACAUUUUGAGGAGUGAUGGUUCAUACAUAGGAUAUGCCGAGUUUCAGCAUAUGGCAGACCUGUUUAGAAUUAGUGUUAGAACUGGCUGCUUUUGUAAUUCUGGUUCUUGUCAAAGACAUUUAAAUGCUACCAACAAGGAAAUGAAGGAUAUGUAUAAAGCUGGCCAUAAAUGUGGUGAUGAAAUAGAUUUAGUUAAUGGUAGACCCACUGGAGCCAUUAGGGUGUCAUUUGGAUACUAUAAUACAUUUAAGGAUGUUGACAGAUUGAUUACAAUGAUAUCUCAAUGUUUUGUGCACACUAAGCCUAAGAAAGUAAAGCGCGUGAGACAUCAACUUGACACUAAAAAGUCUAUAAAAGAAGAGGAAACAAAAUUAUUGAAUGAAGAAGAAUACUUUAAUAAAAUCAACCUCAUUGAUGAGCAGAUUUUUGAUUCUGAUAUUACUUUGUGUGAAAUGGCGAUAUUCCCCAUAAAAUCUUGUGGAGCAUUCAAAAUAAAUUCCUCCUGGAAAAUUGGAUCAAGAGGCUUCGAAUAUGAUAGAGAGUGGAUGGUUGUCAAAGAUAAUGGUGUCUGUUUGACUCAAAAACAAAAUACGCGAAUGUGCCUCAUAAAACCUAAAAUCGAUCUUAAACAUCACUUGCUGAUUCUUAACUGUCAAGGAAUGCCGGCUUUGCCUUUACCAUUAACCAUUGAUGACAAGAAGAAGGCAAAUGCUACAUUUUGUCAGAGUAAAGUUUGUACAGACAUCAUUGAAGGCUACGAUUGCGGAGACGAAGCAGCCAAUUGGGUUUCUAAUGCUUUGGGAGUAUCGUUUUUGAGAUUAGUCAAACAAUCAGGCGAAGUGAAAAGACUGCAAAAAAAUAAAAAAGACAACAGUGGACCUAAAUUAUUAUCGCUCAGCAACCAAGCUCAAUUUCUAUUGGUGAAUAAAGCCACUGUGCGUUGGUUGAGAGAUGAAAUCAAAGACCCACAAUUCAACGAUGACAUUGAUCAAUUGACCAAUAGAUUCAGGGGUAAUAUAGUUAUUGAUAUGGAACAAGAGCUUGUUGAAAGGGAUUGGAACAGGAUUCUUAUUGGAAAACACGAAUUUAAGGUCGAAGGACCAUGUUCAAGAUGCCAAAUGAUAUGCAUUGAUCAAAAUACAGGAGAUAAAACUGUGGAACCUCUGAGAACAAUAUCAGAACAAUUUGCAGGGAAACUGAAAUUUGGUAUCUAUCUUUCUUACAUAGGUACUGUUGACGGCUCUAAGGAUUGUACUUUAAAACUAAACACUCCUGUCAAGCCUAUAAUCAAUGAUGAUGAUAUAAGCAGGUGAAAAGAAGUUAAUUUUCAGUACACUGAAUCUCAAAUGGACACUAGUUCAAAUGAAUGCAACUGCACAGUAUUAGUAUGGUAAAAUUAUUAAAUGUAACACAAAAACUGUCUUCCACUAGUACGAAUGUUAUUCUUUUAUAUUAGGAAAAUACUUUAAUACGUUAACUACGUCGUAUCAUGACCAUAACAGUAAUAGGUUUGUGCUAACAGUAAGAGACGGUAUCUACUUGACCAGUCGUAGUCGGUGACGGAACGAUCUAGUCAAUUUUGUUCUAUUAGACAAAUAUGUUUAAAAAAGUAUUAUAUGGGUUAGAGAGGAUUGACUUGGUGUAGUGGACAUAGUAGACAGAAUUGCUUAUUUUU